Messenger RNA from Pomacea canaliculata, 4511 nucleotides. RefSeq names its product multidrug resistance-associated protein 1-like. The record is from RefSeq and is a predicted model, not a curated record. Lineage: Eukaryota; Metazoa; Mollusca; Gastropoda; Architaenioglossa; Ampullariidae. Gene Ontology annotation, molecular function: ATP hydrolysis activity; ABC-type transporter activity; ATP binding. Gene Ontology annotation, biological process: transmembrane transport. Gene Ontology annotation, cellular component: membrane.
CCUUCCUUACACAGCAUGAACGUCGUCGCCACGUCAUCACCUCCGGUUUACAGUUUGUCUUCUGGAGCUUGUUGACAUUAUGCGACUUCGUCCCUCUAUACACGGCCAUCAUUGAAGAGGAUUAUAACGGCGACAUCCUGGAAUUCCCUUUGUUGUGUGUGACCUUUGCCAUAGAGGGCAUCCAGGUCAUCCUGUUUUGCUUUUCCGAAGCCUCUGAGGAGUCUCAGAAUGGACACCAUCAACAGCAGAAGCGUCCAUGCCCAGAGGUCACUGCGUCCUUUCCUAGCCGGAUGACCUUCGCGUGGAUGACAAAGUUGCUUUACCUCGGGUGGCGGAAAAAUAUCGAAGAAGCUGACCUUUUCGACCUCAACCCUCGAGACAGCAGUGACGCCCUUGUCCCUCCCUUUGAAAGAGAGUGGGAGCUGGAGAAAGAAAGAUUUAAAAACAAAGAAACCAGUAAAGAAAGGUCAAGAGAUCACACUAACGCUGACCCCGCUGUGAUGGCGCCACUUCCACAUCUUCCAAAGGACCCUAAGCAAAGAGACCUCCAGUUCGAAAAAAGAACCCUUGUCCCCAGGUGCUCCGCCGGCAACACGUCAAAUGAGUCCGGGACCGCGACUAUGUACGGUACCCUCGACCGGCCAGGGGACGACGAUGUUAACCCAGACAUGCCGUCGCUGCUCCGAGUUCUGCUGAAGAUCAUGGGACCUCGGCUGAUCAUCGGGCUGUUCAUUAAAAUGGUUUCUGACGGGUUGUCGAUCUUAAGCCCUGUGAUAUUGGGGCUGCUGAUCGAGCAGGUGAGCAACAUCGACGCCAACGAAAGGCAGGCCUGUUCUGGGUACGUAUUGGCGGUACUGAUGUUCCUGGUGCAGAUGGUCAAGUCACUGCUCUUCAACUUUAGCUACUGGUGUUCCCAAGUAGUCGGCAUGCAGCUCAAGACCAUCCUAGUUACCGCAAUCUACAGAAAGUCACUGACGAUGAACAGCGCCACAAGACGACUGGCCGCUGGCGGGGUGAUAAUCAACCUCAUCGUCGACUGUAAACGCAUUCAGGACGCCAUGUUCUUUUUCGUCAUGUGGACCACUCCUUUACAGGCCAUCAUGGUUGUCGGUGUCCUCUACGUCUACAUCGGCCCUUCAGUCUUCGCCGGCGUCAUCACUCUUAUCCUGCUAGUCCUCCUCAACUCCUUCAUCGCCAGUCGUCAGCAAAAGCUCAACAUUAGCAACCUCAAGUUUAAGGACAGCAGACUGAGGCUGACCAAUGAUCUGUUGAGUGGAAUAAGGGUGGUAAAGAUGUACGCAUGGGAACCUUCCUUCGAGAAGAGGAUCACAAACUUAAGGAGCGAGGAGACAAAGGUGCUGCUCAGAAUGGCCUACUUGAACAUGUUUAUGGGAGUAUGCUGCUACUUCGCACCUUUCCUGGUAACCCUGGCCACGUUUGCAACAUUUGUAGAGGUCUCCCCUGACAACCACCUGGACGCUCGACGGGCCUUUGUGACCUUGUCCUUGUUGAACAUGCUCAGAUCCCCUCUUAACAUUUUAGCCAUUGUCAUACCCAUGACAGUUGAGUCUUUUGUGUCAGUGCAAAGGAUCAACAGGUUUCUGUGCUGUGAAGACCUUGACACAAACAGCGUUACCUAUGCUGCUGAUGCAGUUAACGCCAUAACAAUCCGAAACGGAACUUUCACCUGGGACAAAAAUUACAAACCCGUCUUGAAAAAUGUCGACAUCAGCAUCGGCGUUGGCAGGCUAGUGGCGGUGGUGGGUCACGUGGGAAGCGGGAAAUCGUCAUUGAUCUCAGCAUUUCUCGGAGAAACCGAGAAAGUAUCAGGGGAAGUAACCGUAAAGAGUUCUGUGGCCUACGUCCCUCAGCAAGCUUGGAUACAAAACACAACGCUGCGUGACAACGUCCUCUUCGGGAAACUCUUCAACGAACAAAGAUAUCAACAGGUCCUGCGGGCAUGCGCACUUGAGCCCGACCUGGAAAUACUGCCUGCUGGAGACAUGACUGAGAUUGGUGAAAGGGGUAUCAACCUGAGUGGGGGUCAGAAGCAGAGAGUGAGUCUGGCCCGCGCCGUGUACAGUGACAGCGACAUCUACCUACUGGACGACCCGCUCAGCGCCGUGGACUCGCACGUGGGCAAACACAUCUUCACCGAGGUCAUUGGCCCCAACGGCUUGCUCCGGCACAAGACGCGGGUGCUGGUGACACACGGCAUCCACUGGCUGCCGAUGGUUGACGAGAUCAUCGUGCUGUCCGACAACGGCAUCUCAGAGAAAGGCAGCUACGACACUCUCAUGUCCCACAACGGACCCUUCGCUCGCUUCCUCAAGCUUCACCUGCAACAAAGGGAGGACUCGGAAGAAGAGGAAGACCCUGAGAUCUCAACGGUCAUCAACAAGAUCCGAGAGGACGUGGAGAUCACAACUUCUGAUGGAGCAACUUCCGGUGAAGAGCUGACACGUCUUAACGACGCCAGAUGCAGAAAGUCCAGAAGUACGAAAUCAAAAUCAUCAUCAAUGACCGAGUCAACGAAAACUAAGAUUGAACCGUGCAACCUGGAGGAAGAUAAUUCGCAGGAGGACAAUGGUAGGCUGGUGCAGGAGGAGACAGUAAUGAAAGGAAAGGUGAAGUGGAGCGUGUUUCUCACCUACAUACGAGCAGCGGGCGCCGUACCUUUCGCGGCAUCCAUUGUGUUCUUCCUCCUCUUUCAAGCCGCCAACGCCUCUGGAAACUUCUGGCUCAGCCGCUGGACAGACGACAACUUCCUCGCCACAUCCCACGGAAACGCCACCUUGCGGCACAACUACAAAGCCACAAACGACUACUACCUGAUGGUGUUUGGAAUGCUUGGCAUCGCACAAUUCAUUGCUCUGGUCCUGAGCAACUUCUUGCUCUGUGUUCGAAUGGUUGUUGCCUCCAAAAACCUUCACAGCAGACUUCUUGCUAGUGUACUACAGUCACCAAUGCUGUUCUUUGACACGACCCCAGUUGGACGAAUAAUUAACAGAUUUUCCCUUGACAUAGAGACCAUCGACAACAUAAUUCCAAAACACAUUCACGGCUCCCUCACUCUCGGGAUGAUGGUUCUUACCACCAUCGUCGUCAUCUCCAUCAGUACACCUCUCUUUACCAUUCUAGUUGUUCCUAUUCUCAUCCUCUAUUAUCUGAUCCAGAGCUUCUACAUCCCGACGUCGCGGCAGCUAAAGAGGAUGGAGUCGGUCACUCACAGCCCCAUCUACGUCCACUUCAGCGAGACCAUCAGCGGCGGCGCCACCAUCCGCGCCUACCGAGCGGUCGACCGCUUCAUCGAGGAGAUAAAACGACGGGUGGACAGAAACCAGUCCUUUUACUUCCCUAGUCUUAGCGCACACAGAUGGAUGGUAAUGAAUCUGGAAGUCAUCACAAAUCUUAUCAUCUUUGGUGCUGCCAUCUAUUCUGUCACCACACCUGGCAUUGGAGGAGGAACUGUGGGCUUCUCUGUGUCUUGCGCAUUGCAGCUCUCAGGCUCUCUGUACAUCAUGGUCCGACACAUGAGCGACCUAGAAACAAACAUGGUGUCGGUGGAGAGGGUAAAUGAAUACUCAAAGCUGGAGCCAGAGGCUCCAUGGAUUAUCCCUUUCCAACGUCCACCUCCAUCCUGGCCCGAGAGGGGUCACCUUGUGUUCAGUGACUACAGCACGCGCUAUCGACCCGGCCUUGACCUGGUGUUGCGAAAUAUAAGCUUUAUUAUCGAAGCUGGUCAGAAGGUUGGUAUCGUUGGAAGGACAGGGGCAGGUAAGUCCUCUCUAACGCUCUCCCUCUUCCGCUUGAUCGAGGCCGCUGGAGGCUGCAUCAUUAUCGACGGCGUCAACAUCGCCGACAUCGGGCUCCACGACCUGCGCUCUCGCAUCACCAUCCUGCCCCAGGAUCCCAUGCUCUUUUCUGGCACGCUACGGAUGAACCUUGACCCUCUCGAUCAAUAUUCAGAUGAUCAAAUAUGGCAAGCUUUGGAGAGGGCUCAUCUAAAAUGUUUUGUGGAAGAGAUGCCAGAAACAUUGAGCCACCAGGUCGGUGAAAAGGGAGAGAGGCUAAGUGUGGGUCAGCGGCAGUUGGUGUGCCUGGCCAGGACACUGCUUCGCCGGACCAAACUUUUGGUCCUGGACGAGGCCACGGCCGCCGUUGACAUGGAGACGGACUCCCUCAUCCAGAACACCAUCCGUGAGGCCUUCAGCUCCUGCACCAUUAUCACCAUCGCACACCGUCUCAACACCAUCAUGGACUACGACAGGAUCCUUUUGCUGGAUGAUGGGUUGGUGAAGGAAUACGACUCGCCCCAUGUGCUUCUUGCAAACAAGAAGAGUAUUUUUUACAGCAUGGCCAAGGAUGCUGGAUUUGCGAAAUACAGGUCCGUGAUCUGACAUGCCCGAGGCGCUGACCUUAGUUAAAAUUAUCAAAGAUGUCCUGCGGUCGACCUUUAGUUGCACUGACCUGUCCUUGCUAACCAUCGUCUUGUAUUAUAUCAGCGUCUU